GCCUCCUGUUCAAGUGGCCCCCUGGGUCACCUAGCAGUAUUGAGCUUUGGCCCAAGGACAGCCAGGAAUGCUUGCUUGUCUUGUGUCCUGCUUAGUGCGGUGGCACCCCAGCCAGCACCUGGGGUGGGGUCUGGAAGGACUUUUCAGGGUUCUGAGGGAGGUGCUAUCUUGACUUCCUUUGUCAAGGGAGAGAGGGAAAGCCUUGCGGACCCGACUCCUGGGUUUGGUUGAAUGCAUGGGCCGGAUUCCCACGCGUGGGUGUAGAGGCCCUUGGGACGAGAAGAAACAACCCUGGGCCCUGGGGGUCUGGGCCAUAGUCCACACUGGAGGAUAUUGAAUGCUCAGCGCCCGAGGGAGCCUACAGCGCCUGGGAUCCGCCCCUCGGGGACCUCCCCUACGCAGCCCAGCGAGGCCCGCCUGCUGGCUUGGGCUCCCGCACAUCUGGCCCUUCUGCGCACAUCUGGGCAGCCGGCGCCUUAGCAUGAACGGCUCUGGGACGGGCGCCGCGGCCCCAGCCACUUGGCUGAGCUCCUGCUGCAACCAGUCAGGGGUGCUGCCCGAGCCCCCCGAGGGGCCGCCCGUCGUGCAGGCGGCGGUGCUGGGCGUGCUGUCACUGCUCGUGCUCUGCGGGGUCCUGUUCCUGGGCGGUGGCCUGCUCCUGCGUGCGGAGGGCCUGACGGCGAUGGUGCUCCGCGAGCGGCGCGCGUCCCGCGAGGCCGAGUCCAGCAGCGCCGGCCGAGGCGACCACAACUCCUAGGCACCCAUGCGCUCGAGGGCGGGGGUCGCGGCCUCCGGGGCGGCCCACACGACUCGGCCCUGCUGCGGAGAGGGGUGGGGGUGGGAGGGCUCGGCGCCCACCCCGCCCUCCCC
Acinonyx jubatus (cheetah) is the source of this 870-nucleotide messenger RNA. RefSeq names its product small integral membrane protein 41 (gene SMIM41). The record is from RefSeq and is a predicted model, not a curated record. The coding region runs from base 338 to 757 and encodes 139 amino acids. Lineage: Eukaryota; Metazoa; Chordata; Mammalia; Carnivora; Felidae. The transcript has a single exon.